Penicillium antarcticum is the source of this 954-nucleotide messenger RNA. RefSeq names its product alpha/beta fold hydrolase. Lineage: Eukaryota; Fungi; Ascomycota; Eurotiomycetes; Eurotiales; Aspergillaceae. The record is from RefSeq and is a predicted model, not a curated record. Bases 1 to 954 code for a protein of 317 amino acids. The transcript has a single exon.
AUGGCCGAAAAUAGCAACUGGGAACAAUGCGAGGCACGAGAGGGUAUCAUAGAGACACCCAAUGGAGCGGGGUUAUUUGUCGCUGCCAGAGGUGCACCAAGACAACCCAACCACCCGGUCGUGAUCUUUGAGUCUGGACUUGGAAUGAGUGGCGCCUGCUGGGCGGCGGUUCAACGGUUGCUAGAUAAUCGGAUCCGCAGCUACAGCUAUGACCGUGCGGGCUAUGAAUGUAGCCCGGAGUCUACGGCACCGCGCAGUGCCGCUAACAUUGCCACUGAGCUACUUCAUGUCCUCCAAGCUGCCGAUAUCAGUCCGCCAUACAUUAUGGUUGGCCAUUCAUAUGGAGGCAUCAUGAUACGUGAAUUCCUUGCCGCCGUAGGGGCAGAUGCGAUAGCCGGAAUGGUAUUUGUCGACGCAAACCAGGAGAAGACACACCCUCUACUUCGCAUUCCAUUUUCUGACAUGAAAGCACUAUGUGGCGGGCGAAACUACUUCGAUGUCAUUGGGUUAUUACGGGAGAAUGCCUUCACUCUUGAAGAAUUGAAUCGUGUGGCGGUAGACGAAGGUCUCCCAGCUACGGCGCGUAUGCUCGAGAAAGAGGGAGCGCUGUUGCUUGAAAGCUCUGGUGCUUUGGGAGAAAAGCACCAAUUCGACGCUUGUCCGCUGGGGAUGCGCCCUGUCACCGUGAUUCGAGGCGACUCAAGUCGCGACUUUCAACGUCUGGUGAUGGCAGCGCAAGAAAACAACUACGGUAGUCAAGAAAAUCUGGAGGCAAUCAAAAAUUAUCUCACCAAUCGGUUCGACCUUUUUGAUCGUGAUCUGCAGAUGGAGCAGUUGCGCUUGUCAGGGAAUAGCCGUUUUGUUCAGGCGACUAACAGUGGACAUACAGUCAUGGCUACCGAGCCAGAGUUAAUUGCAGACGAAGUUCUUGCAAUCUGGGAGGCGAGCCUGUAG